GUUUAGUAUGUUUACACGACGUUAACUCCCACAUUUCCCCUCAUCUGUGAGUCAUACGACAUAGCUUACAGUCCCACUGUAUCUUACUAUGUGAACCAAGGAUUUAUAUCUAUACAUUAACAGAUGACAGGAUGAUUUGGAUAGCAGUAAUUCUGCUGGUUGUGUUGCCAUUGACCACCACUGGUCAGACAUGUCCAGCUGAGUGUACGUCAUGUGAUAAUGGAAUAGCUAAUUGUCUUGGUACUGGAAUCAGGGACAUCCCAAGAAACUUCCCAAGUACCAUCACAACAAUGGAACUCUCUGGUAAUCAGUUAACAGAGCUUUCAAGUAGUAGUUUUCAGGAACUAGCAUUACUUCAGACCCUUCGUAUAUCUGGUAAUGGCAUCAGUGAAGUUAUGGACCGGUCAUUCAUAAGUCUGCCUUCACUAAUGAGUAUAGACUUAUCUAACAAUCCAAUAGUCUAUAUUCAUGAUAAAGCCUUUGAAGGACUGACACAUCUACGAUUGUUAUCUAUUACCAGCACCAGAAUCACAAGGAUAGGAAGGUCGUUAAAUGGUCUUGAUUCGCUACAUACUGUUAACAUGGUAUCCAAUCAAAUAGAGGCACUCGAAGAUGAAAAUUUUGAAUUCAGCACCAACUUAAGGAUGAUUGAUCUUAGCCAAAAUCAGAUCACAAGAAUUUCACCAAAGACCUUUGCUAAUCUUAAAUUGUUGAGAUAUCUGAGUUUGAGCUCCAACCCCAUUGUACGUGUACCUGAAUUACAAUUUGGGUCUAGCAUUUUACAAAUGGUGGACUUUACCAACUGUCGGUUAGAAGAUGUCCCUGGUAAAAUGCCAGAGUCGGUAGCCGAUUUCCGUUUGGGAAAUAACAAACUCACAGAAAUAAAAGCUGAACAUUUUGAAAACAUCACUAACUUACGUUUGAUAACAUUAAAUAAUAACCAAAUCACAAAAGUGGACGACAAAGCUUUUGGGUAUUUAGAAAGAUUAAUGGAAAUCUGGCUCAGUAAUAACAGACUUAAGUCCAUUCCAAGACUUCUCCCAAGAAACAUUCACAAACUCUUCCUUGAUCAUAAUGGCAUUUAUGAAAUAGCGCAGAGAAACUUUGCAAUCAAUUCUCAAUUAGAAGUUCUCUCCCUUGACACCAACAGAGUUGAACGUAUUGCUGAGGGAGCUUGGGACGAAAUGCCAAAGCUUAGAAGUGUCAACCUUAACGCCAACAAUUUACAGGUUUUGACAACAGGGGCAUUCGUUAAUAUACCAAGUCUAGAAUGUUUAAAACUUUCAAAUAAUCCGUUAAAUUUAAUUGAAAAAGAUGCAAUGAAGGCUCUGCCUAAGUUAAAUGAAAUCAGUCUCUCUUACCUGCAAGCAACUACAACUCAACUAAACCAGGACUUCAUACAAGCAAUCUCUAAUGCUGAAAAUGUCAACAUGAUGAACAGUCCUGGUUUAGUCAAGUCAUUUCUCAAACUGGUUCAACAAUCCAACAGUGAAGUAAUGGAAAAAACAUCUAUUUUUGCUUUACAGUAUAAUGAACUAGAAAGUUUACCAGAGAACCUCAAACGCACCCUACCAAAUGUGAAGAAGUUAUUUUUAGAUGGAAACCCCCUGUAUUGUGAUUCAACAUUAAAAUGGCUACAACAAUGGAUGAAAAGAUCUGAUGAAGUUUCAUUUUACAACAUUGAUCCUCCAGUAUGUGCAGCACCAAAGGAAGUGGAGGGAAGGGAGUUAACCAGCCUUGACAACAAUGAAUUUGUUAAACCAAGGGAGAUAACUCAACAAGAUGAUUCACAAGAAUUAGUUGUCAGUGUUUCUAGGAGUGAUCUUGUUCAACCUAAUCAAAACCAGGACAAUAGCAGUCCAGAUGUCAAGCCUACAAAGACGAAGAAAAAGAACAAGAAAAAUAGAAAGAAUAAGAACAAAAACAAGAAAAACAAAAAGAGGAAAAAUAAGAAAAAUAGAAAAGGAAAGAAAAAGCGAGAUCGAAGCAGAAUUAAAAGGCGACAUAAAAGAUGUGUUAUUGAUGCUAGCGGAAGAAAGAUUUGUCCACGAAGACAACGUAGAUGUACUGUUGGACCAGAUGGAAAGAGAAUUUGUAAAAGGAAGAAUAAGAAAGGAAAGAAAAAUCCAGUUUCCUCCUCUCCUAUCCCAUUAGUUCAAGGAUAGAUUAUUAAUUAAACCUAUAGACAGUAUAGCUGUAAUUAUCUACAGACAUAGUUAUAACAAAGGAACAAUUAGUGAUGACAUUAGUUUUGAUGAUUUAGUUUUCAUAUUGAUAUAAAAAAACUUUUUAUACUUUCAUUGUAAAUUCGAGACUGAGUUCUUGACAUUAUGAAUUCUUAUACAGAAUCUUGUGAUUUGUUUAGGGCUUCCAAUUAUUUUAACUUCAGGUUAUAAGACUUAUUUAUUUUCAUUAAAAAACACUAAAAAAAAUACCUGUAUAUUAAAUAUGAGUACUGUAAAUUCAGAAAUUAAUGCGGUUUUGUCAAUUUAGACGAAAAUGCUAUUUCAAUUUUUGCAACAUUGAGAAUAAUCCGGUUCAAUUUAAAUUAUUGUAAUUAUAACCCUGUCACAUUUUUCACAAUAAUUUCUGAAUUUAAAGUACAUUUUUGUAUAAUUUUGAGUAUCAUUCUUUAUAUAAAUAAUAACAAUACAAAAACAAAGUAAAUAAUAUAAAAGGCCUAUCAAUGUAAAAGUACUGGUAGAUCAAAUUGUAAAUAUAUUUAAGUUCAUUUAUUUUUUAUUUCACCUCACUUCAAUUUUGAAAUUUUAAGUAAAUAAUUUAAAUGCAGAUAUUUUCACAAUUUCAAUGCAUCAACAUCUUGCACAGGAGUUAUUUUGUGUUUUAACAAAAUAAAUUAACCCCACAAACAUAUAAUGUAACCUUCUUGAGCUAUUCAUGCUGGAAUUUUUUUCCACAUAUAUUCAAGUGAUUGAAAAAUAAGCAAAAAUUGAUUUUUAAAAUUCUCAAAUAGUAAAAUUGAGAAUGGAAAUGGGGAGUGUGUCAAAGAGACAACAACCUGACCCAGAGCAGAAAACAGAUGAAGGUCUUCAAUACAGCAUGAAAAGGACUUAUGCUCAGUUCUGAAGAAACAAAAUAAAUUAAAAUGUCAUGAAAUAGUUUUUCAUUUAGAUAUACAUUGAGAAGACAUUUUAAAAUAAGUUUGGAACUUCAGUCUUAUCCUAUUACCAUGUAAUAUGAAAAUUUGACCAACUGCAAAUUUAUACCAUAUUCUCCAACAUGUCUUGAUAUAAAUAUGCUUGCUCAGGAGAUUUUACUUUAUUAAUUAGUUGUAAUUGGCUUUGAAAUAGCCUUCAGUAAUUGCAAGUGCUUUUUGAGAACUUUAUUUCUUUUGUAUUUUUGUUGGUUGUAUUUUUGUAAGUCUUUCAGAUCUGAAGUAAAGCCAUUUACUACUGAU
This is a messenger RNA of Mytilus trossulus (common blue mussel), 3418 nucleotides long. Its product is annotated as slit homolog 1 protein-like. The record is from RefSeq and is a predicted model, not a curated record. Gene Ontology annotation, cellular component: extracellular matrix. NCBI's taxonomy places the organism in Eukaryota, Metazoa, Mollusca, Bivalvia, Mytilida, Mytilidae. Gene Ontology annotation, molecular function: protein binding. The transcript is spliced from 2 exons. Bases 132 to 2165 code for a protein of 677 amino acids.